Molecule: messenger RNA, 2972 nt
Organism: Cutaneotrichosporon oleaginosum
Lineage: Eukaryota; Fungi; Basidiomycota; Tremellomycetes; Trichosporonales; Trichosporonaceae
Cellular component (GO): HULC complex; nucleus
Molecular function (GO): ubiquitin protein ligase activity; metal ion binding
Source: RefSeq, a predicted model, not a curated record
CCCAUCCCCCGCGGCCCCCUCCCUCUCCCGGCCCCCCCGGAAUCAUUUAGAGUCACACCUUUCCUUGACCAAAACUCCCUUCCUCCCGAGCAUGAACGCAGACCUCAAGAGGGUGCGCGACAGCUCUCUCGACGCUCCCUCCUCCUCCUCAAAACGACGAGCAAUCGGCUCCGGCUCUAGUCCAGGUCACUCUCCUUCAUCUCCACAUCAACCAAAGGAUCACGAGAAUGAAGAAGACGAAGAUAUCGAGGACUGGAUGCGCGUCGUUGAGUCACAUCGCAAGGAAGCCCUCUUUCGCCAGAUGCUCGAAUACCGUCGCGCAUCUCAACGAGAAGCUGCCCGCGCAUCAGCACUCGAGUCCCAAAAGCGCAACCUCCAGGCCUGCUUUCGCUCUGUAGAGGCCUGCUGGGCACAGCUCGUAUCCUCAGUGCGAGAUCGCGCAGGGAACCUCCCAGGACUAGAUGGGUCCUUGAUAGACAGCUCCAUCGACACAACCUUGGAUCAAGAGCAGGUCGACAAAGUGGUCCAGUCACGGUUGGAAGCGACUCUUCGUCUUGUGGCAGGUUUCGCAGAUGCAGCCGCGGGCAAGCAUUCGUCCGACUUUGGUGGAGAUCUGCGACAGCGGGCAGACACGUUGCAACUGGAAUCGAGCAAGCUCCGAGCAGACUUGUCUCAAGCGAGGUCACAGUUGGAAGACGUUCGAGAGUCGCGAGACACACACUUGCGAGACUUGCAAAGAGCCGAGAAACGUUUGGACAAGCUCAAGAUGGACAUGGACAAGGAACGCCUCGCAUGGAACGCUCAGCGCGAGUCAUCUUCCGCAGCUGCCCCCGCCAAGCCUAUUGCCAAUGGCUCGGGACAUUCUACACCCAACGCUCGCGCAUCAGAGGUACCAGAAGCGAAGCCUCUACCUGUCGGGGGCGUGGCCACUUCCGAUGAGACCGAACAGCGAUGCGCCGAGCUGGAGUUGCUUGCCAAGUCUCGCCUGCAACAACUCGAGGCCUUGAGGGCAGAGCAUACAUCCCUGACUCAACAGGUGGACAAGUUACGACUUCAGGCACAUAACCCCUCUGAGGAGGCUUUGCGCCAAUCACCCUUCUUCCAAGUCUACUUGCAACGAUUGGCAUCCUCGGCUGCUGGUGCAGAGGCAUUGCAACAACGGUUCGAGCAGGCUGAGCAAAAGCUUGAUCUUUUGCGAGACAGCAAUCUCGAGUUCCGCGAAGCCGUUAUCGCCGAGGCGCGCACCGAGGUCGAUGCCCUGCGUGAGAAGCUUGGCCAGAAGGAUGUCGAUCUCGCUCGCUUGCGCGGGCAGCGCGAUGAACUCAACGCCGAGUUGACUGAGCGGAGAGUUCGCGACACGGACAAGAUGCGAUUUGCCGACGAGAUGGAGCAGCUGUGCGCAAAGCGCGAGGAGCGCAUCAGUUUCCUCUGCUCUGAGGUGCGAAGGCUGAAGAGCAAGCUCGCAGCCAAAGACGGCGCCGAGGGAUAUCUCGCCUUCCUCAAGGACGGCCCUGUUGACGGGGACUACGUCAAGGCUCUGGAAGAGCAGCUCCAAACCACUAGGGAUCAGGUGUCGAGUCUCACUGAACAGCUCAAAAACGCAUCGGAGGGCGAGGCGGCCGCCGCGGCGUCGGACACCGCUAUCCGUACGGAGCUCGAAUCUGCGCGUCGGCGCCUUGCCGAGUACGAGCGAAUCCUUGGCCCCAAUGCCUCGCCCGACGUCAAGGAAUUGGCCGAGAGGCUGGAACAGCAAGCUGAAGCACGCAAGAAGCUGGAGCUGGAGCUCGCUGAGGCCGAGGAGGCCACGAAUGCGCUGUACCAGGAGCUUGAGGGCGUCAACAAGCUGUGGGAGGAGCUCGACCAGACGCUCAAGACCAAGAUUUUUGAGCUCAAGGACAGCGAACUCCGCAUGCAGCGUCUCAGCACCGAGAAAGCAAAGGCGGACAACAAAUACUUCACGGCUAUGCGUAGCAAGGAAGGCGUCGAGGCGGAGCUCAGAGCUGCUCAACGCACCGUUGCCAAGCAGCUCAAGCUGAUCGAGAAGGCCAAAGAAGUGGAGAAGAACCACAGCACACAGAUUGCUCAGCAGGAGAAGACACUCACCUCGCUGAAGAACUCGCUGCUCGAUAUCACAACACAGCUGGCAACGGCGGCUUCAGAUAAGAAGCAACUCGAGCUGCGACUCCAGGCGAUCAACGCAACGCUUGCCGAGGCGCAGCAAAUCGCCCAAACACGUGUUGCCGAGGCGGCGGCGGACAAGGGUAUGCGUGCUAAGGCUGUGGAUGAGCUGCAGCAAGUGAAAUCGAGCCUUCAGAAGCUCAAGGAGGUGCACGAGCAACUCACUUCCACCGCCAACGCACAGGGCGGGUCUGCGGCGGAUGUCGCCAUUCGGGAGGAGCGAGCGAAGCUACUUAAACUUCUUCGGUGUUCAUGUUGCGACAUCAACUUCAAACAGCAAGUCAUUGUCAAGUGUAUGCACACGUUCUGCAAGGAAUGUCUCGACAAGCGAAUUGAAACACGCCAGCGCAAGUGCCCUGCAUGCGCUUCGGUCUUUUCCAAGGAGGAUUGCAAGACGCUCUACUGGCAAUAGGCGGGUCUGGGCAGCCGGGCAGCCGGGUCGCAGGGUCGCCGUUUGCUCGCCAAUCUCGGAAGGACCCACGCAGGCCAAGAAUCGGAGUCGCGCGUCCGACACGGGGAGCACCGCAUUGUGUCUGUCCGCGGCGGUGUGUUUAUUAGUCGCCGUUGCCGCCGUUGCCACCGUUGCCACCGUUGUUGGCGAUGUGGGUUGCCGUGGUGUCCACGGUUGGGUAAUGAGAGGCGUAUUCGUGUAGAGGAGUAAGCCAGCAAAGCGGGACCACCUACCACCGUAUAUGUUUGUACUAGUAGCAUCCACACCGUCUGUUAUCAUGAACAGUAGUACCGUGUACUAUGUGCGAGAGCAUUCAAUGGAGGGAAAUGGAUAGUAGUGGAGU